Amoebophrya sp. A25 is the source of this 1885-nucleotide messenger RNA. The record is from the annotation of a GenBank genome assembly. NCBI's taxonomy places the organism in Eukaryota, Dinophyceae, Syndiniales, Amoebophryaceae.
GCUUUUUUCGCUCAUGUUUGGAUGUUUGUGAGACUUUCCAACCGUUCUAAAGAUCUGAAGAAAUCCAAGGUCGAUGAAGGUCGACUGAAGAAACUGCGGGUCUAUGGAAAAUUUACGUUCUAAAAAUAGGAGAAAUUCAAAGCUGAGAAAAUCUAAAGAUUCGUUGAAAGACCAGUCAAUGAAGAUGGUCUGAGGAUCCGCCUUCGAUCUAAAGAUCUCGCCACCAGUUUGUAAUACUCGAGGAAACAACACGGGCUCUGAAGUGCGACUUGUUGGCCGGAGCUGGUCGAAGAUCCUUUUCUCAAGAUAUUCACCCCGUCCUCUGUAAUAAAUCUAAAAAUAAAUAUCAAAGCAUCAAAACAUUAUGCGCUACUACUUCUACCUAAAUCGUCUGCUCAUACCUAUUUCACCCACUUUCUCUUACGAACGUCCACAGGGAAACGAGACAAAAGAACCUCCAUUUAAGUAGACUCUGAGGUAAAACACAAGACCAAAAUGGGAAAGGCUCGCGGAAUCCGUACUGCCCGUAAGUUGGUCAACCGUCGUCGCACUCAGCGAUGGGCCGACAAGGACUACAAGAAGGCGAACUUCGGUACCUCUUUGCCUGUUUUAGAUUUAGAUUCCACUAGAAGGCACACGCAUACGCGGAUGAGUAAAUUUGUUGCUUCGUCGGACGCUUUUGCGACUGAUGAUCCACACAAAAUAUCCUUUAAGUUUCAAACUGAGCUGUGCCUCUACUUCUGUGGAGUUCAGUCUAAGCUGCCACAUCUAAAUAUCUUGGCCACUUGUAUAGAUGUCUCACAAAAGGAGAAAUCAUUCUGAACAAUGGGCGAAAAACUUCCAGAGUCCUUGAAAAGGCCAUGGUUAUAAUACAGAGUAGACCAUAUUUACUUCUAUUAUAAUACAGAGUAGUCCAUUAUGAUAUCAUGAUGUGUCUUUCCUUCUGAAAGGAUAGUAAAAAACCUCAGGUUCCGUCUACAAGUGCAAUCCUUUCGGAGGCAGCUCCCACGCCAAGGGUAUCGUCGUCGAGAAGAUCGGUAUUGAGGCCAAACAGCCGAACAGCGCUAUCCGCAAGUGCUGCCGCGUUCAGCUCAUCAAGAACGGAAAGAAGAUCGCCGCCUUCGUCCCUAACGAUGGUUGCUUGAACUUCAUCGAUGAGAACGACGAAGUACUAUCUUUUUGCUUAGACUUCCUUAUCUGUUUGUGUCUUUUUAUUUCGACAGACCCAUGUGAUCGUUAAUGUUUUAGAUUUGAAACAAAAGCUUUCUUCCUAGCGUCGCGUGAAGCGAAAGCAAGUGCCACCACUGCUUCUCUCCCACCAACAGCAACAAACCUUUUUUUCGACACAAAUCCAACAUCAAUUCAACAUCAAUUCAACAUAAAUACCAAUGCACAAUGAUUCAUAAUAACAGGUCCUCAUCGCCGGUUUCGGUCGUCGUGGCCACGCCGUCGGUGAUAUUCCGGGUGUCCGAUUCAAGGUCGUCAAGGUCUCCGGUUGCGGUCUCUUGGCUUUGUACAAGGAAAAGAAGGAGAAACCGCGUAACUGAGCAUGUUGCGAUUACUUGCCUUGUGACGUAUUCGAUUUCGGAGAAUAUGGAUCAGUAGUAUGGCUUGUUAUUUGUAACAGUGAGGAGACAGCGAGUUCUGGGAGAUGCUUGGACUGUUGGAUGGAGAUAAGCUUUGGCACUAGAGGACCUCGAGGAUUGAGGACGGAUUCGCAUCUGAUGCAAGCUAAGUCAGCUUUAGGCUGAGCUUUGUUUCCUGUGUGAUGAUAAUGUGCUAAGACGAUUUUCGAAAACAGUCUAAACUCUUGUGCUUCUGCGACUACCUUGGAGGAAAAAGAUGGUGCCUGGCCAGCCAGACACGUGCGACUACGUAUUUGGAG